AUGGAUUUGAAAUGCAAAUCCAAAUCUAAAUCCAUGAUCCCAAAUAGAGCCUUAGAUGCUAUGUUGCACCAAUACUCCACUAGACAGAAGUAUGCAAGUACCGGGCAAGCAUUCGAUACUUGCCCAAUACGCCCUCGAUGUGUAUUGGAUACGGGAAAUGAAGUAUCGUGGACUUUUCAGCUAAGUUGA
This is a messenger RNA of Prunus armeniaca (apricot), 189 nucleotides long. NCBI's taxonomy places the organism in Eukaryota, Viridiplantae, Streptophyta, Magnoliopsida, Rosales, Rosaceae. The record is from the annotation of a GenBank genome assembly.